Melanotaenia boesemani (Boeseman's rainbowfish) is the source of this 3618-nucleotide messenger RNA. RefSeq names its product protocadherin-20 (gene pcdh20). Gene Ontology annotation, cellular component: plasma membrane. The record is from RefSeq and is a predicted model, not a curated record. The transcript has 2 exons. NCBI's taxonomy places the organism in Eukaryota, Metazoa, Chordata, Actinopteri, Atheriniformes, Melanotaeniidae. The coding region runs from base 90 to 2759 and encodes 889 amino acids. Gene Ontology annotation, biological process: homophilic cell-cell adhesion. Gene Ontology annotation, molecular function: calcium ion binding.
UCUGCACAGCUCAAAGCUCAAAAUGCCUGGGUUACUUAAGCGGCUACUCCUCCUGCUAUAAAAGGAAAGUGUUGGACUAGGACAUAAACAUGCUCAACAGCAGACACCUCAGCCUUAGCAAAAGAGGAAGAAUAUGGGGAUUCUGCAUCCUCUUGCUGUAUACCAACCCCCCUUCCUGUUUUGCAAAUUCCAGCAAAGCAAAACAGCUCAUCUAUAAGAUAAAAGAGGGAUUACCCAAGGGGACUUUCAUAGGGGCUAUUGGAGUAGACUUACAUUUGGAUUUCACAGUUGAGCCCCCCUUUUUAUUCAAUCUGCCACAAAAGAAGGUCAGUGAUCAGUAUGUGAAUCUAAAUAAUACCACUGGGGAGCUUUAUACAUCUGCUACAGAGAUCGACAGGGAGACCCUCUGUCCUGACAACACCGAGGGACAGGCAUGUGUCCUCUCCCUGGAUGUGUUUGUGCUGCCUCAGCAGUACUUUCAGCUUGUGAAAGUUAAGAUCUUCAUUGAGGACGUGAAUGACAACAGACCCAAGUUCCCGACUGAUGAAAUCUGCAUGUUCAUCCCAGAAAACACACAAAUCAAUGCUCGUUACACAGUGGAGCAGUCUGCGGUUGACCCAGACUUGGGUUCUCAUGGAGUGCAGACCUACUGGCUUGUGAACGACUUUGGCGUGUUCACACUGGAUGUUGAGGAGAAUGAGGGAGGUGAGCUGACACCUUUCCUUAUUGUAACAGAGGCUUUGGACAGAGAGAAGCAGGACGAAUACCUUACAGACAUCAUUGCUGAGGAUGGCGGGACUCCUCCUUUACUUGGUGCAGCUACCUUGAAAAUUGUCAUCACAGAUGUGAACGAUAACUGCCCUCAAUUCACAGAAUCACAAAUUAAUGUCACUCUGCAUGGGAAUACCACCAAAGGAGCACAUUUAGCUCGUCUGCAUGCUAUUGACCCUGACCUCGGUGCUAAUGCUCAGAUCAGCUAUGCUUACAGUGAACGCGUGCCAAGGGACACCAGAAGCUUGUUCCAUUUGGACAAACUCACAGGGGUGAUCAAACUCGCUGGGAAAAUUGACACUAAUACAGCCACAUUUUACAAACUCACUGUUCUGGCCACUGGACCUGGUUGUAUCCCUGCAGUUGCUAUUGUUACUGUCCAUGUAAUCAAAGUGGUUAGUGGACCUCCUGCUGUUAUACCCCGGUACAUUGCACCAGAAAAAGAUGGAGUUGUGACGCUAAAGGAAUCUGAGCCAGCUUUCUCUCCAAUUGCUUUCUUCACCAUUAAGAAUAUUGAUAUGAACCAGAAGGUGGACUGUCACAUGGAAGGGUCUGGUCCAUUCAGGCUUGUCCCUUAUCAGCUUUUCAAGAACGAAUUCUUACUGGAAACUACAGAGCCAUUGGACUACGAGAAGACACAGGACUACGAGCUAAUUAUUGUUGCUAACAACACCAGAGGCCUAGUCAUCAAAGCAUUUCUUAAGGUGCAUGUUUUGGAUGAGAACGAUAAUGCGCCUGUGUUUCUGCAGUCAGUGGUGGAAAUAUCAAUUGAGGAAAACAAUCUGCCAAAUACCUUUCUAACCCAGCUCCAAGCUUCAGACCAGGACAGUGAAAAUCGAGGGCAAGUUAUCUACCUCCUUGGAGGCGAUGCCCCCGUGAUUUUUGUUGUGGAUCAAGUGACAGGUGUCCUGACUGUGAGCACAUCACUUGACCGUGAGGAAAAGGAGAAAUAUCGGUUCAUUGUGAGGGCGGUAGAUCAGGGGAUACCCAGGAGAGAGUCAAUUGCAACGGUGGUGCUGACUGUGCAAGAUCGCAAUGAUAACAGUCCUCGUUUCAUCAAUAAGGACUUUACUUUCUUUGUGCCUGAGAACUUCCCAGGAUAUGGUGAGAUUGGUGUCCUCUCUGUGACAGAUGCUGAUGCUGGAGAAAAUGGCUGGGUGGCUCUUUCCAUCCUCAAUGGUAGUGAUAUCUUCAUGAUAGACACAGGACGAGGGGCGCUGAGGGCCAAGACAUCACUUGACCGUGAGCAACAAGGUACAUACCAGCUGUGGAUUGAGGCUGUCGAUGGCGGGAAGCCUGCGCUAUCCUCUGUUACUAUGGUGACUGUGCUGUUGUUGGAUGUGAAUGAUAACCCCCCAAUUGUCCUCUUCCCUCAGUCCAACCAGUCUUACAUGCUAGUGCUACCUAAUACAAUACCAGGAACAUCAAUCACAGAGGUGUAUGCUGUGGAUAAAGACACAGGCAUGAAUGCGGUGAUUGCCUAUAGCAUUAUUAAAAGGAAAGGUGGUGAGUCAGGAUCAUUUGCCAUCGACCCAGAAACAGGAAAUAUCACAUUAAAGAGGGAACUCAGCAACAGGGGACUCUACAGCCUUCUGGUGAAGGUCAGUGAUCAUGGCCAACCGGAACCGCUUUACUCAACAGUCAUGGUUAACUUCUUUGUCAAUGAAACAGUGAGUAACGAGAGCUAUAUCCAAAGUCUGCUGACCAGAGAGGCUGAGAUAGAGGUGGAGGAGAAGCCCUGGUACAUUGGCCAGAUGACAGAUGGCCCUGUGAGGUAUGAGCUGUUCCCCUGUCGACCUGUCCUCAUUGCUCUUUCAGUGACAUGUCUGGGGUUGUUGUUCCUGGUUGUCAUGCUGACAUCUUACAUAUGCUGCAAGAAGUUUAAAAAGAUUAGGAAAAAAAGACUGGAGGUAGAAAUACCUUUGAAAAUAAAAACUGACAAAGCACAGGUUGUGAACAGAAAGCUCAGACAGAUUUCCAACAUCUGAUAUUCAGCUGUCUGUAACCCCCCCACCACCACCCACCCCGCCUUCCCCCACAUAAAAACACUGUUUACAUGAUUGUUUACAAUUCUCUCUGUAAGAAUUACAGCUCUUACAUAAGUUGCUCUUUUUGCUUUUUCUAUUAUUGUGAUUAUCGGUUCAAUAGACCAGUAAUUUGAUUUGGCCCAAUGUUUCCAUCGUUAAAAAUGCCACAUCCAUUUUUUAGUUUAUUCAUAAUGUUUAUUAAUUUAAUUCAGAAGUGCUGUGCCUGAAAACUGUUGGCAUCAGAGUAGAAACAACAAUGCUACAAGGCAAUAAGAGCAACAAAUUUUUUAAAAAAUGAAGGUUCUAUGUAAAUAUUGUACAAAAUGUUUUACAACUUUAUAUCAAACUUUUGCAUUGGCAUAAAGAUAACUUAAUACUUAUGGAGGCACAAGAAAUGUUUCCGUUGGAGAAAAGUUUAAUCUCUUUACAACACCAGUAGAAAUAUUGUGUAAAAGUGAUUACACUCAGAUGUUAUAGAGAUCUUAAUAUAUUUAUUUUUCUAAAUAUAAUGUCCACCUAUACAUACAUUUCUUAAACUGAUUAUUACAAAUCAGGAUAUGCCUGAUUAUAUAUCACUGGGUAAUCAUCUGCUAUGUCUAAUGUCACCUGACAAAGCAUUCUGCACAGGGAGCUUAACUAUUUAUAUCUGACACUUGACGAAAAACCAAAAAGAAGGCCAGCAAGUUUUUCCAGAGCUUAUAGUUUUGUUGCACUUCCCUUUAGUUCAGUUGUUUUGGAUUGUUGAGCUUUCUAUGUCAUACAAUGAGAGAUGCAUUGUGAGAUUAUUGCUGAAUAUUCCGGUAAAAGCAAGUAAGGAGAA